AUGUGGCUGGAGCUGAUCUGUCCGCCUGCAGAGGCAGGCCCUUUCCCCAUCAGAGCUGAGGUGUCCCACAUGGCCCUGACCCUGCUGCUAAGCCGUGUACCUCCCUUUCCACAGGCCCAGCGAGAGGGCGUGGGCCCCGGCCCUGCUAUGCUGGUGCGCCCGAUGGCCCCCACCAUCAAGAUCUGCGACCCCCCAGCCAAGGCGCCUUCCCCACCGCCCAUCGUCGCUGUCACCCCAGCCUCGGAAGGGCAGGACGGGCCCCCUAGCCCGCUGAGUGAAGCCUCCAGUGGGUACUUUUCCCACAGUGUCUCCACUGCGACCCUGUCUGAUGCGUUGGUCCCCAGCCUGGAUGCCAUGGCCCCGGCUGGCAGCCAGAAUCCUGGCUCACCCCCUGCACCCCUCUGCCAGGCUGCCCUGGAGGCUGAGUCCCUGUUUCCACCUGUGGCUUCCUGUGCCCAGCUGCAGGGUCCCAGCAGCCACCUGUCACCACCAGUUCCCACAGAGCCAGCUGCUCAGCCUCCCAUGCCUGCCCCCCAGCUGGAGGCCCCCAUCCAGCAUCCCAGGGGUGAAGCUCUCCUGGUCCCCAGGCAGCUGGGAAGACCCCUGGCCCAGGCAAACGCAGCCCCCAGCUCAGAUCUGCCCCCGGACCUCCAGUGCCAGGCACCUGCUCCCACCUCCCCGUUCAGGAUCCGCAAGGUGCGGACGUCAGAGCUGAAGUCAUUCACCCGCAUGCUGGGCGGGGGCUCCGGCUGCUCCCCUGGUGCCCAGGGUGAGCCACUGGCCUCAGGAGGGCUGGAUGACAGGAUCCGCAAGGUGCGGACGUCAGAGCUGAAGUCAUUCACCCGCAUGCUGGGCGGGGGCUCUGGCUGCUCCCCUGGUGCCCAGG
Molecule: messenger RNA, 886 nt
Organism: Galeopterus variegatus (Sunda flying lemur)
Lineage: Eukaryota; Metazoa; Chordata; Mammalia; Dermoptera; Cynocephalidae
Product: kinesin-like protein KIF13B
Exons: 1
Source: RefSeq, a predicted model, not a curated record